UAAUGUUCGGCCAAUCCAUUUACCCACACUGAUAAUAGCAGCUACCCAUAAUGACCGACUACAGGCACGUAUUCAUUAUUAUGUUUUUAGCGCGUAAAGAUUUUCACUGUUCUGAAAAUGCGGAUUGCUAAACCUGUUAUCGCCGUGCCGCUAUCAACCUACAACAGCAAUCAGGUUCCGUGGUUCGAACUAAAACGAUUCAAGCUGCUUUGUUAUUGUUUCGGCUGGCGCGAUUCGUCUUGUUACGACUGCAUGGCAGGACAUUAGAGAGCGCGGUACGACCGCGUCUUCUCCUACCUGCCGAAAUAUUCUCGUCGUCGUUGUUAUCGUCGUCUUCUGUCCCGAAGUAAUUUACCGUUCGUUAUUCGUUUUUCGAUGUCGUCGUAUCAUCGCUAGUGACGGCGCCAGCGAUAGUCGCUUAACAAUUUUGGAUCUUCGCGCCGCGAGUGGUACCCUGCCUACUGACGACUGCUUCUGGUGUUGGUAUCGCCGUUGAGCAGCAGCAUUCUCAAGUCGUGGACUAAACCACAGCAGUAAAAGUGCCCGCAGUGCUGAGCGAGCAUUUAAUCUCUGUGUCUGUCUGUCCGUGCUGUAAGGUUGACUGUAUUGAUCGACACCGGCGGUGGGCCCGUUUCAUUGGUCGGUUUGUGUUUUCGGCGGUGUUUUUUCUCAUUUGCCACCACCGUACGCAGUGUUCACGCUGCCGAGUGGUUUGCUUAGCAGCAGAAACGUUGAAAGUUGCGUACGUCGUUUUUUUUUUCGUUAUAUCGCGAUCGUCACAACGCACAGGUGGUAGGACCUAGAUUCCGUGUUAAUGGUAAACGAAUGAACGACGCGCAGAGCCGUCGCUAGCCGCCAGUCAGCGGUUAAUGCCGAAUUCAGAGGGAGGCAGCAAUCGUGGAGGCGCUGCAUUGCCCGCGCUGUUGCCGCCGGCAUGAAAAACUAUUUGCUCACUGGUCGUCGACGCAAACCAUUGGGACGACGAUCGGAAGUGGAAACUGACGGCAAAUAGAAUCGAUUUAGCAUAUAGAGUCUACAGUGGUGAAUGUAGUCGUGUAGAGUGGCGAAGACGUACAAAAAAGGAUGUUUGUUGUAUAGGUAACAAGAGUUGAUGUAGUGCGUCAGUAUAUGAACAACUAAACCGGUACAUCUGGUAAUCAUAAUUCUGCGGCUGGGAGCUGGGCUUAACAACAAAUCCAUCAGCAACAACUAUUAUAUAUCUAUUUAUUACUAGCACUGCUCCCACAAACUACCCCUCGAAGGGUCGUCCUUUUCGUUAUAUUCGAUUUCUGAGUGAUUGACGCCUGCAGGACGACACAGCAAAGCACAAGAUUACAUUUGCAGCUGGGUAUCAAUUUUGUAUCAUCCCAUAUUUGUCGCUGAAGCAUUAUCAGCGACGGCAACCGCAGCAUAAGCACGGAGCCAUCAUUCAGUUACCAACGAUGGACGCUGAGAUCGAACAAAUUGAGAGACUUUGCACGCAGCUGUAUGAAGCGGCUGACCCCGCGCAGAGGCAAUUGGCCGAAAAGAGCCUCGUGCAGUUUUCUCACAGCCCCGACUGCCUGAGUAAGUGCCGGCUGUUGCUAGAGCGCGGCAGUUCACCAUAUUCACAGGUACUCGCCGUCACGACAUUGACCAAGCUUGUUAGUCGGACUCCGUCACAGUUGACGUUACAGCAGCGGCUUGAUGUCCGCGACUACAUCCUGCAGUAUCUUUGUCAGCGAGCCAAUCUUCAAGCUUUUGUCGUGCAAGGUAUGCUCCAACUGUUCGCGCGGAUCACGAAGCACGGUUGGCUCGAAGAAACAAAGGAUGGUGCGUUUCCAUUCCGGAACGUCACCGAACAGCUUCGUGCAUACGUAAUGGCCUCAAACGAGCAUUGCAUCAUCGCCGUGCAGCUUUUAGCUCAGUUGGUAUCCGAAGUCAAUCACAUCUCCGAAGCUGAAGCCCACCGAAGUCUUACGAAGCAACGCAAGAUUGCUUCGUCAUUUCGAGAUAACCAGCUCUUUGAUAUCUUCCGGAUGGCCUGUGAACUCCUAGAAAAGGGACUGAAGAUGUGCCGAGCAUCGCCGCAAGAUCCGGCCAUGGCCGCACCCCUCAACCACCUGCUGCGAUUAGCGUACAACUGCUUGACCUUCGAUUUUAUCGGCACUUCGCCGGAUGAGAGCAGUGACGAUCUAUGCACCGUUCAGAUACCUACAGGAUGGAGGCCGAUUUUUCUCGAAGGGCUGCCUGGUGAGGGAAGCAAUACAGUUCAGUUAUUUUUUGAUUUGUAUCAAUGCUUACCAUCACCGAUGGCCUCCGUGGCGCUCAGCUGCGCCGUGCAGAUUGCCUCUGUUCGUCGGUCGCUGUUCAACAACACGGAACGGGCCAAGUUUCUAUCACAUCUUGUUGAUGGGGUAAAGAAGAUCCUCGAAAGCCCGCAGGGCCUUGCCGAGCAAAGUAGUUGUCAUGAAUUUUGCCGCCUGUUGGCGCGGUUAAAAAGCAACUAUCAACUAGGAGAACUGGUCAAGGUGGAAAGUUACGCGGAUACGAUUCGGCUCAUAAGCGAAUUCACAGUCACGUGCAUUCAGAUGACUCAAUUCGGUGCGAAUAGCCUUCACUACCUGUUGAGCCUAUGGCAGCGCAUGGUCGCCUCGAUGUCCUACGUAAAGGCAACGGAACCGCACAUGCUUGAAGUAUACACUCCCCAGAUUGUUCAAGCAUAUAUAACAUCUCGUCUUGAAAUUGCAGCAAAGGUUGUGCGGCAGAACUUGGAAGAUCCUUUGGACGAUAUCGGUAUGGUUCAACAGCAACUCGACCAGUUCUCCGUAAUUUGCCGGUGUAAAUAUGAUAAAACGUGUGCGCUUCUGGUGCAAAUGUUUGAUACCACCGUGACAGUUUGUCAGCAAGGAAGCCAAGAAAAAGAAGUGACAGAAGCUCAGCUAGCAUGGAUGGUAUACAUCAUUGGAGCCGCGAUCGGUGGUAGGGUAUCAUUCACUUCUACAGAGGAACAGGACGAAAUGGACGGACAAAUGGUUUGUCGCGUACUUCAGCUUAUGAACUUAACGGAUCCGCAAAAUAACGGCGCUGGUCGUAUACCUGUUGCAUCGGAAAAGCUUGAGCUCGCUCUUCUCAGCUUCUUUGAGCAAUUUCGACGAAUUUAUGCAGGAGAUCAAGUGCCGAAGACGAGUAGCGUUUAUAUUGCUCUAUCAGAGGUUCUUGGCUUGCCGGAUGACUCAGCUGUGCUUGCUGUGUUCGUACGGAAGAUUAUCACCAAUCUUAAAUGCUGGAGCAGCUCGGAACAGAUCACGCAGAAGACGUUACAUCUUCUGUCUGAGUUAUCGGUCGGUCAUGCGUCCGUUCGUAAAUUAAUCAAACUCGAAGAGGUUCAGUUCAUCCUGAACAAUCACAGCGCUGAACACUUUCCAUUUCUGGGCUAUCCAGCUGCUACGCGCAAUACCCGCUGUCGAACGACGUUUUAUACGUCGUUAGGGCGAAUGCUGUUGAUUGAGCUAGGCGAAGACGAAGAACGUUUCGAGCACUUCAUGGCACCUUUGACUGUUACAAUGGAAAGCGUCGGCAGUCAAUUAAUGACUAUGACAGCUGAAAACAUUGGUAUGUUCAAUUCGGAGGAGGCGAAGAAGGGACUUAUAGGUCUCGCUCGGGACUUGCGUGGCCUGAGUAUGGCGUUCAAUACCAAGACCAGUUACAUGAUGCUGUUUGAUUGGAUCUUUCCGAAAUACUUUCCCGUACUGCAUCGCGCCAUCGAAUUAUGGUUCCACGAGCCUCUCGUAACGACGCCGGUAUUGAAACUUAUGGCGGAACUGGUGCAGAACCGUUCGCAGCGGCUUCAGUUUGACGUAUCUUCACCCAACGGCAUCCUGUUGUUUAGGGAGACAUCUAAAAUGAUGGUGACAUACGGAUCUAGGGUUUUGAGCAUUGGCGAAGUGCCCAAGGACCAGCUAUACCGGAUGAAGCUGAAGGGUAUCUCAAUUUGCUUCUCAAUGCUGAAAUCGUCUCUUUGUGGUGGCUACGUCAAUUUUGGCGUGUUUAAGCUAUACGGAGACUCGGCGUUAGAUGACGGCUUGGACACAUUUGUCAAGAUGCUCAUCUCAGUGCCUCAAGAUUCGCUGCUGGAUUUCCCUAAGCUGAGUCAAACCUAUUACAUCCUGCUCGAGUGUCUCACACUGGACCACAUGAAUUUUAUCGUCAAGCUCGAUCCACAGGUAUUUCUCUAUAUCAUCUCUUCAGUAUCGGAUGGAUUAACAGCCUUAGAUGCAAUGGUGUGCACAGGCUGUUGUGCCAUUCUCGACCACAUCGUCAGCUACGUUUUUAAGUUUUUAAACAAAUCCAAGCCGACCAAUCCGGCUGACGUUCCCACGUGUGUACAAGUCCUCGAACACCAUCCGGAGAUCCUUCAGCAGAUGUUAGCAACACUACUUAAUAUCGUUAUGUGGGAGGACUGCCGGAAUCAGUGGUCGAUGUCGCGACCCCUAUUGGGUCUAAUUCUAUUGAACUCCGACUAUUUUGGCCAAUUGACGCUAUCACUCGUCGAGGCCCAACCGAUUGAAAAGCGUCCGGCGAUGAUGGGCUGGUUCCAAGCGCUCAUGCAAGAUAUUGAUCGCAACCUGUUGACGAAAAAUCGAGACAAAUUCACGAUGAAUUUAUCGGUGUUCCGGCGAGACAUCAACGACUCGCUCAAGGGUCAGCAGUCGCACCAAAAUCAGACCAUCAUUGUACAGAACAGCUCUGUUCUUGCGACAACUCUUCCAUACAGUGAAAUGAUGAGCUGAAAGCUUGGUCAAGGCUGGGCAAGACACAUACGAAGAACGGACUAUUAUUAUUAUACUAGAUUGGACUAACGCAGUAUAAGUGAUUAGAAUAACGUUAGAAACGCCUUCGUCUAAGUGCUGAGGUAUUGUUGAGGUUUAUGAACAUAAAGACCAAACCCUUGCUCAUAACCCAGCACGCUGUACAGUAGAUGGUCUUUUAAGGUGAUAUAUAUGAUAAUUGCUAAUACAAAUAAUAACGAAUGUGCCGGGUAACCGUGGAGACAAAACCGUACAAACGCCGACAGCACACAACUCUGGUGAACGGACACCGAUUCACGAUAAUCUUCUAGAUAUGGACGAAGUUAUGUAUUAAUUAUGGUAUAGAAAGCAAACAAAGAAACGGACGGAACAACGGCGAAUAUCGUAGAAAAGAAAUGAUACUGAUAUGUGUUACGAAAUAACCCUAUUAAAAAAAGGUAAACGAUAUCAUAGCGUCAGUGUGUCAUUACAGGUUGUGUACGUAUGGACUGCCUAUUGCAUCGAACAAAAAGAAAAAGACGUCGUAGAUUUUUGCAAACCGAAGGCCAAUUGAAAGAAUUUCAAAUAGUCGAGCGGUAUUGCCACCUGCUCGCGAGGUGUUUGACGAAUUUCGCAGACGGUACAGAAAUAAUAUAAACACACACACAUUGAGUAAGGACCAUAGGAAGGGAGAAAAUGACUAUAAGGAAAAAUUAACUUUCUUUACGAAGUAGACAAAUGCCGAAGAGAAGCUCCGCCAACCUAGAGGGGAAAGGGGGGGGGGAGAGGUAUAGGAUUGGAGAGAAGAUUCAAACCAGAGCAGUUCUCGAAGUUAUGGAUAUUGGAACUUUGGGAAUAGAUACCUCAGCUGGCACGGGUUUUAUCAUAAUUUGAAUCAAAAUUGAUGUCAUUGGUGGUCACCGACAUAUAACUGUCAUCUUUUCUGUUAGUUCGGCAGGAAUAGCAACUGGUCGGAACAGGAAUGAAUUAAAAUCGCGGAAUCGUUAACUCCGACGCACAAAACGAACCUUCAUGAAUAGCAAAGAAGGACGGCUCAUGAUAAUCAUGUUGCAUGUCCGGAGAAGGUAAGCUAGGAAAGGGCAUUGUGUACUGCCGGUGAGGUAUAGCGCAACUUAGUUCGAGUAAUGGCAGAAAAUACGGAUACCUCGGCCGUUUGCAAAUAAUGCGUGGCACGAAAUAAAGGGUCUAUGUCUCCUAUACAGGUUGAAGGAGAAAUGCUUUCGAGGACAGCUAAGUCUAAUAAAAGAUUCAUUUAAGGGUCAUCGCGAAUGAGUUAACGUAACGAUUUGCCUAAACGCAGCUGUCAUCGAGGCCACUAGCCGUGCGUAUUAUGCGUUGUCGAAAUGGAAUAAAAUGCAAAAAUAAUGAAAUCGAAUUAACAAUGAAAAACAUACUGUUUAGGUAAAUAUAUUUAAAAAAAAAACAAAAACAAAAUAUAUCAAAGGACAACUUUAUCGUAAUUAAUUCGUCACCGAUGAUGAUGAUUUUUUCCAAGAGAAAAUAGACUAGUGCCGCGUCACACCUCGGCACAACGGAUGCAAUGUCUCUGUCUAUCUGUGUGUGUAGUCUUUUCCACGAGUGUAAUAUGCGCGUUUUGAGUACGUGUGGAUAUGAUAAACGAGUAAAUGUGUUAUACUGAUGAAAGUGCAUCGAGAGAACAAGAAAACGUAAACAAUAAAAGGAGGUUUAGCUCCAGACAAAGAUGAUCCAAGAUAAUAAGUUUAGUAUUUUGGAUGGAACUUGUAAAGCUGAGUGGCAACAAGUAAUAACAACUAUGGUGUGACAUAGGGAUAACUAGACAGUUCGGAUCGUAACAACUGGGUUUGAAGACUAAUGACAAAAAUAUGAAACAAGGGUUCGUUGUCGAACCCAUGUUUUCAUGUACUUGAUUUAAUUCGAAAUGUCGCUUACAUCUCCUAGUGUGCAAGAAGCGAACUGGAUCUGAAUGCGAACAUCGCACGAAGAUAGGCAGUACCACAAGUAAAAAACAAGUGCUUUUGGGACAGUAAGUGUUGCACCAAAAUACUAAUAAUUUAGGCAAGGAUAACCUACGCUAUUACUAGGCUGGUUAAGGAACGAAUGUCGACUAAAGACUGUGAGAGGUAACAAUAAAUAUUACUAUGGUAAUGAGAAAAGUAUAGUAAAAAGCAGAGAACAGCAAAAUAUUAUAAAAGAACUGAUAGUCGUGGUAAGAUAGUUGAGUUGUAAAAGUGUUAAGGAACUGAGGAGAUGUGGGAAAGUGGCGAGAGUGAGAAUUUUAAAUUGUGAUGAUAAAAUACAGAUAACGAUGACGACAACGAUGAUAAUGAUGGUGGUGUCGAAGAAACGAAAAUGUUGUAAUAAAUA
This is a messenger RNA of Varroa destructor (honeybee mite), 7136 nucleotides long. RefSeq names its product Ran-binding protein 16 (gene Ranbp16). Gene Ontology annotation, molecular function: nuclear export signal receptor activity; small GTPase binding. The record is from RefSeq and is a predicted model, not a curated record. Gene Ontology annotation, biological process: protein export from nucleus. Gene Ontology annotation, cellular component: cytoplasm; nuclear pore. NCBI's taxonomy places the organism in Eukaryota, Metazoa, Arthropoda, Arachnida, Mesostigmata, Varroidae.